AUGGAAUCAUCUCUUGCGGCCAUGGCAGAAGCUCGUGCGAGGUCCAAACGUGCCAGCAGCGCCCUUUUGCUGCCCUCUGGGAAACCUUUCAAACGUCGGCGAAAAUGCUCAACAGAUUCCAAUCAAAACAACGUUAGAUCGUUGAUUGUGCACAGAGUCCACUGCUCACAGUCCAUGCCUGGGCACGAUCGGCACGAUCCCAAAUUGUAUCUGGACCAGCCUCGCCUCUUUGCGGGAGAUACCAAGGCGAGCGCUCUGAGAGGCCAAGAGUGUAUACAAAACAGUCUGGAAGACUACUUGGCUGUCCAAUUUGACAUUGGACUGGUAGUUCUUCGCACGUAUGAGUGCACCGUCUAUGCAACCGUCAUCGACGAUGAGUUUACCCUGUCGCAUCUCCCCGAUGCGGAUUCAGAGACGGCCGCUGCAUUGCGCCCAUACUUUUACAGGUUGCAGGAUAACCCGGUCGAGCCAGCACAGCCGUAUGACGAGUCCAUUGUACUGUCUAGCGAUACCCAGUCUGCCAUGAAUGAACUCAGAGCGGCUCUGCCGCUUCUACUGUCCGGAUGGAAAGCCAACUUGCAGCCGCCCUAUUUGCAAAUUUUCCAUGUACGAGAUCGGAUCCGGGCUCUUGCGCCGGAAGUCUUGAGCGAACACCACCAGGCUCUUGUGCUUGGCCUUCUCGACUACGUGGAGGACUCAUUUGGCGCCGAAUACCGCGAGGCAGACGCAUUGUUCGCGCAGGGCAUGGUAACCAGAGGCCACAUGAGCAAGCUCUUUGGUCCAAAUGAGAUUAUUAUUACUACCGAUGGCGGCGAGCCGACUGCAUAUGUUUCAGAAGUCAUUCCUGUUUGGGAUCGAGACGAAAAGCUCUUACGUCUUCGAUGUUAUCAUUGGAUCUUUGAUGGCGUUUUUCACCAAGAGCAGAAGACAAUCAUAAUUACCUGGCCAGCCACCAACGAACCGAUUCCCAUCACAGAUCUCGCAGCUUAUCCCUUGCGAUUUGAUACGACCGGACAGAUAGAACAGCAUCUGCGAAGCCGAGGAAACAUGUUCUGGUCAUGUCGAAAAAGGAACCUUGUUGCAUCUGUCGCUCAGUCAGCCCCAUUCCAAAUCCGCGUGUCUAAUCCUCGCUAUAUGAUUGAUACUGUUACGUAUCACGAGCUGCAUGAAAAAGCGGCGAGUCAAAGAGCCGAGAACAGCACAACUCGGCUCAGUCAAGAGCUUAUGGAUUCCGAGACGCCUCCAGAGGGAUCUUUUGUCCUGCUUCUCCCACCCAGAAUUCUAGGUUUUGGGAUGCAUGACAAAAAAUGGAGAACUCUGCUGGUCAAGGAUCUCCGUCCGCCCGAAUGGAACAAGCGGGCCUUUCGUCAACUCGUUCUGGAUCCGCAAAAGAAGGAGCUCAUGGAAGCCAUGGUCAAAAUACACAUAUCUUCGACCAUGUCAACGGAUGUGAUUGAAGGCAAAGGAAACGGGCUUAUCAUUCUUCUCCACGGCGGGCCCGGCACGGGAAAGACCUUGACUGCAGAGAGCGUUGCAGAGCUGGCGGAGAAGCCUCUAUAUCGAGUCACCUGCGGAGACAUUGGCACGAACCCUGAAAGCGUGGAGCAGUACCUUGAAAGCGUACUCUAUAUUGGAACCACGUGGAAAGCAGUCGUGCUCUUGGAUGAGAGUGAUGUCUUUCUUGAAGAACGUGAAAAGACCGAUCUCCAACGAAACGCUCUAGUAUCUGUCUUCCUCCGGGCACUCGAGUAUUACGAGGGGAUCUUGAUUCUGACAUCCAACAGAGUCGGCAUAUUUGACGAAGCCUUCAAAUCACGAGUCCAGUUGGCUCUGCACUACCCACCCCUCGACUACAAGGGACGGUGGGAGAUUUGGAACAACUUCUUCAGCCUGCUCCGACGACAGCAAGAGAACAAGCAGUCCGUCGCGGAUGGCUUCAGCAACGUUACCCUUGCGGAUGGCGAGAGUAUUUCCCAAGAAGAACUGUGCGAUAAAAUUGACGUGCUGGCCAAGGAAGAACUUAACGGCCGGCAGAUUCGCAACGCCAUCACCACGGCUCGUCAGCUCGCCCGCUUUCGUGGCCAGCCCCUGGGCUUUGCUCAUCUGGCCCAGACCAUUCGCAUUGCCAAUGAGUUUGAAGAGUAUGUUGAAAAGACGCAUGGCCACAAGGCUGGCGACUAUGCAAAAGCGGCGGGGAUGAGGCUGGAGUGA
Molecule: messenger RNA, 2211 nt
Organism: Pestalotiopsis fici W106-1
Lineage: Eukaryota; Fungi; Ascomycota; Sordariomycetes; Amphisphaeriales; Sporocadaceae
Exons: 5
Coding region: 1-2211 (736 amino acids)
Molecular function (GO): ATP binding; ATP hydrolysis activity
Source: RefSeq, a predicted model, not a curated record